Molecule: messenger RNA, 336 nt
Organism: Brugia pahangi
Lineage: Eukaryota; Metazoa; Nematoda; Chromadorea; Rhabditida; Onchocercidae
Source: the annotation of a GenBank genome assembly
AUGCACGCUUCUUCGCCCUGCUGCAUGAAUUCAUCCAAUUCACUAGGGUCAUCUAAAGUUGUAAUUUCACGCAUCGGUGUCCUUUGCGAACGGAUCGGUCGACAGUUAGAAGGCGAAGAACCUUCGAAAUUAUACUGUCCGAGAAUGCAAGCAGGAGGUAUCGGAGCUGUAGCAGUAGCUACCACUGAUGUUGCCGCAUCGUUUGCACUGGUGGAUGUCGUGCCACUCGCAGUUGUUGAAAGAGGUAAAGAAUUCUGGACAGCACAUCGGUCUGGUGACGUAGUUGGCAGAGACGGAGAAGAUGAUGCAUUUAUAGUAACAGGUACUGGAGCCUAG